This is a messenger RNA of Amphiprion ocellaris (clown anemonefish), 2448 nucleotides long. RefSeq names its product ras-related protein ralB-B-like. Bases 164 to 769 code for a protein of 201 amino acids. NCBI's taxonomy places the organism in Eukaryota, Metazoa, Chordata, Actinopteri, Pomacentridae. The record is from RefSeq and is a predicted model, not a curated record. The transcript has 6 exons. Gene Ontology annotation, molecular function: GDP binding; GTPase activity; GTP binding. Gene Ontology annotation, cellular component: plasma membrane. Gene Ontology annotation, biological process: Ras protein signal transduction.
CACAGUCGAUCUUCGGCUGCUUCAAGGUGCGGCUCUGCGUCUGCGCGUCAACUCUGAAAAGUUCACUCUUGAGCGGUUUGGCGGCUGAACGACGCGGAGACACCUGAGCAGGUCGGUUCCAAGGUUCUUUAAAGGUCUUCAGUUCUUGCUGUGGACCAGAGUCAUGUCCUCUGGUAAGAACAAGACCCAGACGUCUCUGGUCCUCCAUAAGGUGAUCAUGGUGGGCAGCGGUGGUGUGGGGAAGUCGGCGUUGACCCUGCAGUUCAUGUACGAUGAGUUCGUGGAGGACUACGAGCCCACCAAGGCCGACAGCUACCGCAAGAAGGUGGUGCUGGACGGCGAGGACGUCCAGAUCGACAUCCUGGACACGGCGGGGCAGGAGGACUACGCCGCCAUCAGGGACAACUACUUCAGGAGCGGCGAGGGCUUCCUGCUCGUCUUCUCCAUCACCGAGCACGAGUCCUUCAGCGCCACGUCCGAGUUCAGGGAGCAGAUCCUCCGGGUGAAGGAGGAGGAAGUCAUCCCUCUGCUGGUGGUCGGAAACAAGUCGGACCUGGAGGAGCGACGGCAGGUUUCAGCCGAGGAGGCGGCGGCGAAGGCCAGCGAGUGGAACGUCCAGUACGUGGAGACGUCGGCCAAGACCAGAGCCAACGUCGACAAGGUGUUCUUCGACCUCAUGAGGGAGGUCCGCAAGAAGAAAAUGUUGGAGAGCAAAGACAAAAACGGGCCGAGCGGCAAGAAGAAGAAGAAACACUGCUGCUUACUUUAACACCUGAGGGCUGCAGCCGUCCAAUCAGCAGCCGGGGAGGAGGUCACAUGAUCACCUGUAUAAAACACACACAAAACAUCCACUAAAGCAUGAGGACGCUGGAACCCUCUGAACCACUAGCAGCUUUAAAAAAACCAACCGAGCCAGAAACUGUAAAAACUGAAAAAUUCACUGGAUGCUGAACGCAUCAUGCGCAACUUCAGGUUCCUUCGGGAAAAUUCAUUGAGAUAUCGCGACAUUUCAUUGAGAUUGCUUUAUUCUUCACGCGCUGAUUAAAAAAUUUGCCAAAAAUAAACGCUUUGCUGUAAAAAUAUUCUGUAUAAAACAAAAAUUCUUUGCUCUUCCGUGCAACAGUGAAGCUGUCAGCGUCUCAGCUGUAAUUAACGAUUGUGUUACAAAAAUUCAGAAUGUUUUUGACUGAACAGCAGGCAGUGUAGAUGGAAUGGAAGCAAAUUGACAUGUAAAUACUUAAAAAUCACCAAAUUCUAGAGCCAACAUUUUAAUUUCUCGUGUUUGUGGACACUUUUACACAUUGAUUCCAUGUUUUUUUCAGGAUUUGUUGCAUUUAAACUCCGUCAAACUGCUCAGAAGACAUUUUUGAGUUCUCUACUUCUAGGCUUUAUAAUUCAGUGAUUAAAAACCGCCGCUGGGAGUUCAGAUUGUUGACGUUCAGCCGUCUACACUGAAAAAACUGAAAAAUUCACUGGACACUGAACUUUCCAACAGUCCUCGAACGUAUCACGUCUAACUUCAGGUUUCUUCGGGAAAAUUCAUUGAAAUAUCACAAAUUUUCAUCGAAAUUGCUUUUUUUUUUUACAUGCACUGAUUAAAAAAUUUGCCAAAAAUCAGCACUUAGCUGUAAAAACAUUCCAUAAAAAACCAAAAGUUCUUCACUCUUGGUGCAACCAUGAAGCGUUUACUGACCCAGCUGUGAUUAACGCUCGUCUUACAAAAAUUCAGAACGUUUUCGGCUGAACUGCAGGUAGUGUAGGUGGAAUGGAAGCAAAUUUACAUGCCAAAAUUUUUUAUUUCUAGCGUUCGUGGACACUUUUGCACGUCGAUUCGAGUUAAUAAUCAAAGAAAUUCAAUUUUUUUUUCAGCAUUUGCUUCAUUUAAACUCCGUCAAACUGCUCAGAAGACAUUUCUGGUUCUCUACUUCUAGACUUUAUAUUUCAGAGAAUAAAAGCUGCUACUGGGAGUUCAGAGGGUCGAUGUUGAGCCGUCUACACUGAAAAAACCCUCCUCAGACAGAAUCAGAACAUAAAAAUCCAUAAACUGUUUGUCUGAAGCUGAGUCCAGGACGAACAGAUUGAGGAUAGAAACCAGAAAGAUGCAGCGACGCUCUGCUCCCAGAGCUCCUGCCGCCUCGUAGGAAACGUCUUCCUGCCUUAAAACUCUCCAGUAUUCUCAGAAGUUGCCUCUGAAAAGCCAAAAAUGUCUCGUCUCUCCUUCCUCUCAGUGUUUCCUCGCAUUCCUCGUUUCUAAUUAAGACACUUCCAGACACUCCGUUUGUACGAAGCUUCGUCUUCACCUCCCACCGGUGGAAACCUAAUUGAUAGCCGACCUUUAAAGGGAAUAUUUAAACACCGCGUCGCUUCGUCACUCUGUCGGACUUUUAAAGCUGUUUUUGUCGACUUUACAGACAAACUAUUUGAUAAUAAAAGACCGACUGAUCACAA